AUGGACAAAAUCACCAAGCAGUCCCCGUCAAUAGAGUGGAGCGAGCUAUUUGCGCGAAACCCCUCCUAUGAGCCGACCACAUACAAGGCACUCGACAACCUUGCGUCGCAUGAUGACCUCGCUUUUCUGCAUGCCAAGUUCUGGAACGAGAUCCGAGAAUGGACCCGGAAUGACAUCACGGAAAUGUCCCGUAUUGUCCACAUAGAUCUCACGGGACCCGGAAGCAUUUUUAUCGGGGGCAUGAACCAUGCACUGAACGAAGAUAUCCUUGUAAAAAAUGACAUACAGGUCGUUAUUGCUAUCCAUCCCAAAGACUCACUAGCAUGGGACAAGAACAACACCUCAUACGGGCUACAACGAUUCUACCCCGACGAGAACGGCGUGAUAAGCAGCAUCGUGAGGUACCCACUUAUCAUCCCUCUCGAGGACAACGCCAACUCUAAUCUUAUCGACCAUUUCGAUGAGACUAAUGAGUUUAUCAAGAGGCAUAGCGGCGAGGGGAGGAACAUCUUGAUACACUGCAAAUCCGGGCGCUCACGCUCCGUCGCAGUGCUGAUCGCGUAUCUGCAACAGAAGCUCUGCUCCGAGAAAGGACUCGCGUCUUUGAAGAAUAAGACUGCGGCGAAAGAGCAGAUGCGGAUACACCGCGAAGAGAUCACAGAGGCGAUACGUGCGCAGCGUCUCCCGGUCAUUGUCAUAAUGGAACGGUUUAAUGAGCUGUUGGCACGUUACGACCUUAAACUCAUCGAGGAUCCGGAGUAUAGGAGCGAGAAGGCUAAUGGGCUUUCUGCUUCUGAGGUCAUGGAAUCCACAGCUCCGAAGCUAGACAAACAGCCUGAGCUUAUAACAAAGAAGCAGAGUAAGGUGGUGCAGACAAAAGGUGGUGCGGCGGUGCUCAAGAUAUGCGUUGCCACGGCAUUCUUUAAGAACGGCCAGAAGCCUACAGAAGCCGUGGUACAUCAAUUCUUCGAAGUCAAUGAGGCCUACUUCUACGAGCUACAAGGGCUAGAGUACAAGGGAAGGUCAUAUGUUGGCUCUCAACAUGCAUGUCUCGGCCUCGUGGAGUUUUGCUUUAGCACCCCCAGCGGCGGCAAGUCAUGGGGCUGUUGCCAUGAGACAAGCUGCUACAUACCCGCUGCAUGCGAAGAUGCUUCAGCUCCCGAUUGUGGAGGCACAGUUGCCUCACUCUGCCCUUACUCUCCCAUCAUGAAAUGUGCAUAUGGAGCCUCGUCGCGAUGCGUCUACUUUAUUUACCAAACAGCCUCUGACGACAGCGCUAAACUUACGUCCUGGGGUUGCGAUACAACGCCGACAACGUACAUCAUCGGACCGCUACAGGCUGAGCAAACCGUAUCAGCAACGGCCUCGACGACGGACGAGAGCAACUCAAGCUCUGGUCUUUCAAAAGAGACCACGAUUAUUCUCGCCGUGAUUCUCCCAGUUGUAGGUUUGGCGGUUCUUAUUGCUGCAACCGUAUUGUUCCUCCGGCGGAAGAGGAGAGUGAGCAACGCGAUCACUGCGCCCAGUCAGGGUACAAGACCUGAGAUGGGGCAGGCUACGGGAUUCGCGACUACCCCUGCACUACUUCUGUAUGAGAUAGAUGACGAUGCCUUACGGCCUGAACUAGAUAGCCGUGAAGUUCGUUGUGGGGCUAAUUGA
Molecule: messenger RNA, 1659 nt
Organism: Fusarium tjaetaba
Lineage: Eukaryota; Fungi; Ascomycota; Sordariomycetes; Hypocreales; Nectriaceae
Product: dual specificity catalytic domain protein
Exons: 3
Coding region: 1-1659 (552 amino acids)
Biological process (GO): protein dephosphorylation
Cellular component (GO): cytoplasm
Molecular function (GO): protein tyrosine/serine/threonine phosphatase activity
Source: RefSeq, a predicted model, not a curated record